Molecule: messenger RNA, 1477 nt
Organism: Cebus imitator (Panamanian white-faced capuchin)
Lineage: Eukaryota; Metazoa; Chordata; Mammalia; Primates; Cebidae
Gene: NFKBIB
Product: NFKB inhibitor beta
Exons: 6
Coding region: 436-1413 (325 amino acids)
Biological process (GO): signal transduction; cellular response to lipopolysaccharide
Cellular component (GO): cytosol
Molecular function (GO): protein binding
Source: RefSeq, a predicted model, not a curated record
CAGAAAUGGGAGUGGCCGGGAUAGGGCUUAGAACUACAACUCCCAGUAGCCAUUGCGGCCGCAGCCGCGCUUUCAUACAACAGCCAGAGCGCCCCAGUCUUAAGCAAAAAAGCGCGCGAGGGCCGGACUACGAGUCCCAGAAGGCGCGGCGUCAGCAGCCAUGUUGGUAAAGGGCGCCCGGAAGAUGUGGAAACGGCUAGUGAGUCGUAGUCCUCCCAAAUACUCUGAUUGGUCAGGAUACGGUACCAGGGCAGGGCGCGAGCGAUUCAGCAUAUUAUCAUUGGAUGAAUCAGGGGGCGUGGUGGGGAAUUUCCCGCAGGGCGGAAGCGCCAGAACUCCGGCAAAGCCCAGCUACAGGCGAGCGACUGCGGGGGGCCCCUGAGGUGGCGGGGGCCAUGGCUGGGGUCGCGUGCUUGGGAAAAGCUGCCGACGCAGAUGAAUGGUGCGACAGCGGCCUGGGCUCCCUGGGUCCGGACGCAGCGGCCCCCGGAGGACCGGGCUUGGGCGCCGAGCUGGGCCCGGGGCUGUCGUGGGCGCCCCUCGUCUUCGGCUACGUCACUGAGGAUGGGGACACGCUUCUCAGCCGGCACUGAGUACAUGGACCUGCAGAAUGACCUAGGCCAGACGGCCCUGCACCUGGCAGCCAUCCUGGGGGAGGCAUCCACGGUGGAGAAGCUAUAUGCAGCAGGCGCUGGGCUGUGUGUGGCAGAGCGCGGGGGCCACACGGCGCUGCACCUGGCCUGCCGUGUGGGGGCACAUGCCUGUGCCCGUGCCCUGCUUCAGCCCCGCCCCCGGCGGCCCAGGGAAGCCCCGGACACCUACCUCCCUCAGGGCCCGGACCAUAAUCCCGACAUCAACCAUACCCCUGUCGCCUUGUACCCUGAUUCCGACUUGGAGAAGGAAGAAGAGGAGAGUGAGGAGGACUGGAAGCUACAGCUGGAGGCUGAAAACUAUGAGGGCCACACCCCUCUCCACGUGGCCAUUAUCCACAAAGAUGCGGAGAUGGUCCAGCUGCUCCGAGACGCCGGAGCUGACCUCAACAAACCGGAGCCCACGUGUGGCCGGAGCCCCCUGCACUUGGCAGUGGAGGCUCAGGCGGCCGACGUGCUGGAGCUUCUCCUGAGGGCAGGUGCCAACCCUGCUGCCCGCAUGUACGGCGGCCGCAGCCCCCUGGGCAGUGCCACGCUCCGGCCCAACCCCAUCCUUGCCCGCCUCCUCCGUCAACACGGAGCCCCUGAGCCUGAGGACGAGGACGACAAACCCGGCCCCUGCAGCAGCAGCAGCAGCGACAGCGACAGCGGAGACGAGGGCGAUGAAUACGAUGACAUUGUGGUUCACAGCGGCUGCAGCCAAACCCGGUUGCCUCCCACCCCAGCCUCGAAACCUCUUCCUGACGACCCCGGCCCCAUCUGAUUCAUUUGAUUGUUAAUAUAAUUUCCAAUUUAAUAAAUAAAACCCCAAUUCUGAAAACCAGAAA